Meloidogyne enterolobii is the source of this 1527-nucleotide messenger RNA. Lineage: Eukaryota; Metazoa; Nematoda; Chromadorea; Rhabditida; Meloidogynidae. The record is from the annotation of a GenBank genome assembly.
AUGGGGGGCUCCAUGCUUUUUAUGAUGACUUUAAGUUGGCGAUUGUCUUUAAUUCCGUUUAUUGUUGUUCCGAUUAUUUUGGUUGCUUCCAAAAUUUUUGGUGUUUAUUAUGAUUUUCUCAGCGAAAGAGCCCAAGAAGCCAUUGCCCAUUCUAACGAUGUUGCUGAAGAAGUUAUUUCAACAAUGAGGACUGUUAGAAGCUUUGCUUGUGAAGAUUACGAGGCUGAACGUUUUUAUGAUAAAUUAACAAAUACUUUGGGUGUUACAAAACGAAAGUCUUUUGCUUAUGUUAUUUAUCUUUGGGUUUCUGAACUUUUCCAAACAAUAAUUAAUGUUUCUGUCCUCUGGUAUGGCGGACAUUUGGUUCUAUCAGGGCAAUUAACAAAAGACUUGCUUGUCUCUUUUCUUUUAUAUCAAAUGCAAUUAGCUGAUAAUAUUAGACAACUUGGAGAGGUCUGGACAGGCCUAAUGCAAAGUGUUGGUGCUUCACGUAAAGUAUUUGAAUAUAUCGAUAGAAAACCAGAAAUAUAUACAAGUGGAGAUUGUAUGCCUGAACGCUUAGAAGGCAAGAUAGAAUUCCAAGGAGUCCAUUUUGCUUAUCCUACAAGGCCUGACAAUGAAGUUUUGAGGGGCCUUUCAUUUUCUGUAGAGCCUGGAGAAGUUGUUGCACUUGUAGGGCCUAGUGGUAGUGGAAAAAGUUCUUGUAUUGCUUUACUUGAAAAUUUUUAUUCUCCAAAUGGAGGUAAAGUAUUAAUUGAUGGAAUUCCUGUUUGUGAUUAUGAACACCAUUAUAUACAUGAAAAGAUAGCAUUGGUUGGCCAAGAACCUGUACUCUUUGCUCGUUCAAUAUCAGAAAAUGUAGCUUAUGGUUUAGACAAAUGUACAACUGUAGAUGUUGUUGAAGCAGCUAAAAUGGCUAAUGCCCAUUCAUUUAUUAUACAAACACGUGAACAAUAUCAAACAAAUGUUGGAGAAAAAGGAAGUCAAAUGAGUGGAGGACAAAAGCAACGCAUAGCUAUUGCAAGAGCUAUAGUUAGAAAACCAGCAAUACUUUUACUUGAUGAGGCCACGUCUGCUUUGGACACAGAAUCAGAACAUUUAGUACAAGAAGCAAUAUAUAAAAAUAUGAAAGGGCGCUCUGUUAUAUUAAUUGCUCACCGACUUUCAACUGUAGAAAAAGCAGAUAAAAUAGUUGAAGGCAUUUAUCGCUCACUAGUUCAACGUCAAAUGAUUGGCGGUGGGGGGAAUGGAAAUAAUAAUGGAGGGGAUAUUAUUAUUGGAGGUGAUCCAACAACUUCGGCUAAUAUAGGGGUUGAGGAGGAAGGGGAGGAGAAUAAUAAUAAAAAUUUAAAUGAUGGAAGGGAUUCAAUUACGUCUUUGGCUAGUGGUGGGGGUGGACGUAGAAGAUCGAGAAUUGGGCCUAGAAUUGUUGGAAGUAGUGGAUUGAGUAUUUCACCGAGAACUAUGGCUCAAACUUUGAUGGCUACAUCAUUUACUCAUUCAACUUCAAGUCUUCAAUCGAAAUAA